AUGCUCCUGGACUCCGGUUCGGAGCUUUCAUUCAUCUCGGAAAGGUUAGUUGCUCUUCUUCAAUUACGUAAGAUACCACCGCAGUUGCCCCUUUUGGGCAUCGGAGGAAGGAGCUCCGGCCGGACACGAGGAGUGGUAUCAAUCAACCUGCGGGCGCUACAUUCGGACAAUUCGCUACCAGUUGCUGCUCAUGUUCUGCCUCGGGUCACCGCCACGCUUCCGUCCGUACAGGCUUCCUCAGCUCGGUUACCUCAUCUUUCAGGACUGCAACUUUCUGAUCCGGACUUCCUCGUUCCCGGCCCCAUCGAUAUCAUUUUGGGAGCCGAUGUGUUCGGCCAGCUCCUCCUGCCGGAAAUGGUCAAGGUUGACCAGACCGCACCGAUCGCCCUCGCUACCAUCUUCGGAUGGGUAAUUCUCGGACCCCUCGUCACCGGAUCGCCUCUCGGAGAGAAGGUCGCUCUCCAUGCAGCAGCUGAUCAUGAGCUCCACGAGCUUCUCACUAAUUUUUGGAUUCAAGAGGAGGUUCCCUCGAAACACUCGCACGCUCUCACUCCGGAAGAGCAAGAAUGCGAGGCACACUUCUCUCGCACUCAUUCUCGAGACUCCUCCGGUCGCUACGUGGUGCGACUCUCUCUCCUGGGACCUCGGACUAACCUCGGGGAUUCUUACGAGACGGCUCUUCGAGGUCUUCGACGGAUUCAACGGCGCUGCACGGCCAAUCAGGCGUUCGGACGCCUCUACAAGCAGUUUCUGCAGGAGUACGAAGACCUCGGACAUAUGCAACCAGCCUCGGAAUCCUCCUUGGGCACCUCCACGAUCUUUUACCUCCCACAUCACGGGGUUUUAACCUCUAAGGGUUCGCAGCCGAAACUGAGGGUCGUAUUCAACGGCUCCAGUGCCACCUCAUCCGGGACUUCUCUCAACGACCUCAUGCAUGCAGAUGCGAAACUGCAAUUAGAUAUUUCGGACGUCCUCUUGCGGUUUAGACGGUUCCGGUAUGUGUUCACCACGGACAUCGUAAAGAUGUUUCGGCAAGUCGCUGUACAUCCAGCCGAUUGGGACCUUCAACGUAUCCUCUGGUCGGACCCUCAAGGGAAGACGGUUAGCUACCAAUUGACCACGGUCACCUACGGUACGCGAUCAGAUCCAUUCUUGGCGUCAAGGGCGCUGCUGCAACUCGUGCACGAUGAAGGUCACCGGUACCCCCUCGCUGUGCCUCCACUUCUCAAGGGCCGCUAUGUGGAUGACAUUCUCGGAGGAGGCGACACAGCCAAGGAAGCCGAGGCAGUUGCGGUUCAGCUGACUCAGCUCUGUAUGGCGGGCGGGUUUCCUCUUCAAAAAUGGACCAGCAACUGUCCUGAGCUCCUCAAGGUCAUCUCCGGAGACGGCGACACCUCAAGCUCGACCUUGGACUUCUCCGACCUCUCCACCAAGAUUUUAGGCUUAUCCUGGCAGACCCUAGCGGAUCACUUCUGGUUCUCCGCUGCCCGGACCCUUCGAGAUGCAGUGACGAAGCGAACCAUCCUCUCUGAAAUCGCACGCCUGUUCGACCCACUCGGAUUCCUCGCCCCCCUCACAAUACGGGCUAAGAUUCUUCUCCAGGAGCUGUGGCUUGAACAGCUGGGAUGGGAUGAACCACUCCCUCCCUCCACGGCUCUCCGCUGGACUACCUUCCGAACCGAACUACACGACCUCUCGGACCUCCACAUUCCUCGUUGGGUCAACCUCACCCCGGAAGCUCGAGUUGAGCUACACGGUUUCGCGGACGCCUCACAACUGGCGUUAGCCGCGGUUGUAUAUCUGCGGAUUUCGUCCUCUACAUCGCCGACAACCCUGUCGCUAGUCUGCGCCAAAACCAAGGUGGCACCCCUCAAGAGGCUUACCAUCCCUCGGUUAGAAUUGACGGCCGCUCUCCUCCUCGCGAAGCUUGCGAAGUAUGUCCGGGAUACCCUCGAGCUUUCCUCGGCACCGGUGCACCUCUGGAUGGACUCGGCGGUCGCGCUGACUUGGAUCAGCCAUCAUCCCUCAAGAUGGAAGGAGUUUGUGCGGAAUAGAGUCGGAGCAAUUCAAGACGCCUUGCCCGGCGCUCGCUGGAAAUUCAUCUCCGGGCGAGACAACCCGGCGGACUGCGCAUCCCGAGGUCUAACACCAACCCAGUUGAAGACUCAUGCUCUGUGGUGGACGGGACCGGACUGGUUACGGGCAUCUCCUCAUGAGUGGCCGACGGGACAGCCAAUUCCUCAUCCAGACGCAGCCAUGGAAGAAAGACCAAAGGUACUCCACGUUGCCACCGUGGAACAACAUCCGUUCCUCCAGCGGCUUCUUGAACGGACCUCGCACGUGCACAGUUUUCCCUCACGCGAGCCACUCAAGGCUUUCACUUCUCCUCUGAGCUACGGACUCUCCUCAAUGGCGGAACCCUCCCUCGAGCUCAUCCCCUCUCGACUGACCGCCUUUGCUGACCAUGAUGGCAUCCUCCGAGUUGGCGGCCGACUUCAUCACGCACCUCUGGACUCUGACGCUCGACAUCCGGCGAUCCUUCCCCGGGAAUCAAUCUUGGCGGGCCUCCUCAUCAAGGACGCUCACCUGCGUACCCUUCAUGGCGGUACGCAAGUUACAUUGGCUCACCUCGGGCGAUCCUACUGGAUUUUAGGCGGCCGUGCCCCGGUGAGGGCGCACAUCCUCAGGUGCGUGAGAUGCGCACGUUUCCGGGGCCUUCGAGCAGCUCAACUAAUGGGCCAGUUACCUCCCUCACGGGUCACACCGGCCAGGGCCUUCCUCACUACCGGGGUGGACUACGCUGGACCGGUGAUUCUCCGCACAUGGAAGGGGAGAGGAGCAAAAACCUUCAAGGGAUGGAUUGCCCUCUUCGUCUGUUUUGCCACCUCGGCCGUCCACCUCGAGCUGGUCUCGGAUUACUCCUCAGAUGGGUUCCUCGCGGCCUAUCGGAGAUUCAUCAGCCGUCGCGGCAUCUGCCAGACCCUAUUCAGUGAUUGCGGCACCAAUUUUCAAGGCGCCGACGCAGAACUACGCCGCCUGUUCUCCUCCGCCUCGAAGGAGCUCCACGAACUGGCCGGACGACUGACCAACGAAGGGACCAAAUGGGUGUUCAACCCUCCAGCCGCCCAUCAUUUCGGAGGAAAAUGGGAAGCCGCAGUCCGCUCAGUCAAGCAUCACCUCAGGCGGACCAUCGGAGACACGCUCCUCACUUUCGAAGAGCUCACCACUCUACUAACUCAGGUAGAGGCUAUCCUCAACUCUCGACCCCUCUGUCCCCUCACUGAGGAUCCUGAGGACCCCUCCGCUCUGACACCUGGACACUUCCUCAUUGGAGACGCUCUCACCUCUGUUCCUGAACCCUCUCUCGCCUCUCUAGCCUCCUCCCGGUUAUCUCGCUGGCAGCUUAUCCAGCAGAAGGUGCAGCAUUUUUGGACGCGCUGGGCGGCUGAGUGUCUCCACAAUUAUCAGACCAUCUCUAAGUGGCAUCAUCCCUCGCAUGAGCUGAAGGUGGGCUCGCUGGUGCUCCUCACGGAUGAGAGGUUACCGCCAUCGAAGUGGCCCCUCGCCAGGAUUCUCCAGCUACACCCAGGGAAGGACGGACUCACUAGGGUGGUUACCCUCAAGACGGCGUCCUCCACUCUACAGCGGCCCAUUACGAAGCUGGCGGUACUACCAACCCACGACGUCAAGGUCUCCUCUCCUCAUGGUUCGACAACGGGGUCGUCGAAGGCGGGCGGGUAA
This is a messenger RNA of Osmia bicornis bicornis, 3741 nucleotides long. RefSeq lists its product as uncharacterized. The record is from RefSeq and is a predicted model, not a curated record. NCBI's taxonomy places the organism in Eukaryota, Metazoa, Arthropoda, Insecta, Hymenoptera, Megachilidae. The transcript is spliced from 2 exons. Gene Ontology annotation, biological process: DNA integration. The coding region runs from base 1 to 3741 and encodes 1246 amino acids. Gene Ontology annotation, molecular function: nucleic acid binding.